Messenger RNA from Mandrillus leucophaeus (drill), 1468 nucleotides. It is a transcript of the gene CAMLG, whose product is annotated as calcium modulating ligand. Gene Ontology annotation, biological process: tail-anchored membrane protein insertion into ER membrane. The transcript has 4 exons. The coding region runs from base 136 to 1026 and encodes 296 amino acids. The record is from RefSeq and is a predicted model, not a curated record. Gene Ontology annotation, cellular component: GET complex. Lineage: Eukaryota; Metazoa; Chordata; Mammalia; Primates; Cercopithecidae.
UCCGGCACCGCGCUCGGGGGAGGGACUAUAGUGGGAAGGGGACGCGCGCCUCGCGACCUGGUCUCUAGUCAUCGCCCUCGCCGCGGCGGCCAACACCAGCGCUCCUGCCACCCCUCCCAGACUGUGGACGGGAGGAUGGAGUCGAUGGUUGUCGCUACCGACGGCGGGGAGAGGCCGGGGGUCCCAGCGGGCUCAGGCCUGUCGGCCUCCCAGCGUCGAGCCGAGCUGCGUCGGAGGAAGCUGCUCAUGAACUCCGAACAGCGCAUCAACCGGAUCAUGGGCUUUCACAGGCCCGGGAGCGGCGCGGAAGAAGAAAGUCAAACAAAAUCAAAGCAGCAGGACAGUGAUAAACUGAACUCCCUCAGCGUUCCUUCAGUUUCAAAACGAGUAGUGCUGGGUGAUUCAGUCAGUACAGGAACAACUGACCAGCAGGGUGGUGUGGCCGAGGUAAAGGGGACCCAACUGGGAGACAAAUUGGACUCUUUCAUUAAACCACCUGAGUGCAGUAAUGAUGUCAACCUUGAGCUCCGGCAGCGGAACAGAGGGGACUUGACAGCGGACUCAGUCCAGAGGGGUGCCCGCCAUGGCCUAGAGCAGUACCUUUCCAGAUUCGAAGAAGCAAUGAAGCUAAGGAAACAGCUGAUUAGUGAAAAACCGAGUCAAGAGGAUGGAAGUACAACAGAAGAAUUUGACUCUUUUCGAAUAUUUAGAUUGGUGGGAUGUGCUCUUCUUGCUCUUGGAGUCAGAGCUUUUGUUUGCAAAUACUUGUCCAUAUUUGCUCCAUUUCUUACUUUGCAACUUGCGUACAUGGGAUUAUACAAAUAUUUUCCCAAGAGUGAAAAGAAGAUAAAGACAACAGUACUAACAGCUGCACUUUUAUUAUCGGGAAUUCCUGCUGAAGUGAUAAAUCGAUCAAUGGAUACCUAUAGCAAAAUGGGCGAAGUCUUCACAGAUCUCUGUGUCUACUUUUUCACCUUUAUCUUUUGUCAUGAACUGCUUGAUUAUUGGGGCUCUGAAGUACCAUGAAGCCUGCAGAACUGAGAAGGAGAAGCUUACAAAAAAAAAAAAAUCCUCUUUUAUAUUGCAGUGUCUCUAAAGGAGGCAAAUUAGUUUACACCUUCAUGUAAUUCUUUUACUUUAGGGGUUGCAAAACUACUUUAUUAGAAAUAGAAUGGCAGAUUCUCUGAUUUAAAAGGGCUGAGUUUGUAUUAUUACUGAUAUGAAGAACAGAGUACCAAUGUCAUUAAUUGAUUUUUCUUGUUUAAUCAGAAUCCUUAUUCUGUACCUUUCCUCUAACUUCUCAGAUUUGUAAUUCUUCUUUUGGGAGCUGAACUAGUGCUUUUAGGAGAACAGAUAAACGUAGUCUCAGCCAGCCCUAGAGACUGCUUCUUGUAUUUGUGUCAUUCUGUCCUGAGAAAUGAAGUCAUCUGAAAAAUAAAAUGAAAGAAACUGAAUUGUCUAAUGUUAA